Molecule: messenger RNA, 939 nt
Organism: Zalophus californianus (California sea lion)
Lineage: Eukaryota; Metazoa; Chordata; Mammalia; Carnivora; Otariidae
Product: olfactory receptor 6C3-like
Exons: 1
Coding region: 1-939 (312 amino acids)
Biological process (GO): G protein-coupled receptor signaling pathway
Cellular component (GO): membrane
Molecular function (GO): olfactory receptor activity; G protein-coupled receptor activity
Source: RefSeq, a predicted model, not a curated record
AUGAAAAACCACACAGUACCCACAGAAUUCAUUCUUCUGGGGCUAUCAGAUGACCCAGAGCUUCAGAUUCUGAUUUUUCUCUUUUUAAUUAUCACAUAUAUAUUAAGUGUCACUGGUAAUUUGACCAUCAUCACUCUCACCUUGGUUGACUCCCGUCUACAGACCCCUAUGUAUUUCUUCCUCAGGAACUUCUCUGUAUUAGAAAUAUCCUUUACAACUGUCUGUAUUCCUAGAUUUCUGGUCACAAUUAUCACCAGAGACAAAACGAUUUCAUACAGUAAUUGUACAGCUCAGUUGUUUUUCUUCAUCUUCAUGGGAAUAACUGAGUUUUAUCUUCUAACUGCCAUGUCUUAUGACCGCUACGUGGCCAUCUGUAAACCCUUGCAUUAUACAACCAUCAUGAACAGAAGAGUCUGCAUUUUACUUGUCUUUUGUGCUUGGCUGGCAGGAUUCUUAAAUAUCUUCCCACCAGUUAUUCUUUUUCUCCAGUUAGAUUACUGUGGCUCCAAUGUCAUUGAUCAUUUUACUUGUGACUAUUUUCCCCUCUUGCAAUUAUCGUGCUCAGACACGUGGCUCCUGGAAGUGAUUGGUUUUUACUCUGCAAUAGUGAUUCUGCUUUUCACUUUGGCAUUAAUAAUUCUGUCCUACAUGUUCAUCAUUAGAACAAUUCUGAAACUGCCCCCUGCCAGUCAGAGAAAAAAAGCAUUUUCUACAUGUUCCUCGCACAUGAUUGUCAUUUCCAUCUCUUAUGGAAGCUGCAUAUUCAUGUAUGUCAACCCCUCUGCAAAAGAAAAGGCAUCACUGACCAAAGGAGUGGCUAUUUUAAAUACUUCUGUUGCUCCUAUGAUGAAUCCAUUUAUAUAUACCCUGAGGAACCAGCAAGUAAAGCAAGCCUUUAAGGAUACUAUCCAAAAGGUUAUAUUUUUCUCCAGUAAAUGA